AAAAAAAAAAAUAAAUAAAAACAAAAAGCUUGCGGCAUGGACCAGGAAUAACCGCAUAGCAGACACCCCACCGCCUGCCCACUCCAUCAUGGGCAAUGCUCAGUCCACUGACGGGCCCCGGAGAACAACCCAGCGGCUGUCGAAGCCGAGGACGGGCAAUCAUGCGACACCCGGCCUGUUGAGUCCGGGCGUUUUCUCCUCUAGUCGCUCCCGCCACCUCUCCAAUGCUCAGCUGCCGGGUCCCCAAGAGCCAUCCCCGACAGUCAGCUCGACGCCCACAACGUCGUCCGCUCCCGAGGUGGCUGCUGGCGGUCCCGGCUCACACGUCGACAAUAUCGCGCCCUUCUUCCCUCCGGCACCGGCCUCGCAGGAAGAGUUGAAGCGAAGGAGCCUGUUCCGCUCCAGGUCAACCCGGGGUGACAAUACUGCCCGGCAAAACCACAACGGCGGCCCGGGCUCGCAGCCUGUGAACAGGACGAGCAGGGCUAGUUCCGUGACAUACGAGUCUGCAGUGGCGUGUUAUGGGCAGGCGGAGUUUGAGACCCGGCCAGCCCAAUCCGACCGCCGCACGUCGGUGAACUACAAUCUCACCUCGUACGAGGCAAAGCGACUGUUGAACCUGGCAGAGGAGCCGCAUCUUGAGAGAGCAGCGGCCAUGUCAGACAAUAUGAUUGCAGUCACGGAACCCACGUGGAAUCCAUGCAAUCAGGGAAACAACCCCAGCUCUCCAAUCACUCGCACCAGCUCGGACGUCUCGCUGUACAUGCCGGUUAGGAGACGAUCUCUGAUACAGACCCCCGGUGUAGCCACUCGGUCCAGUUUGGCCCACGAUAUUCCCCCCGUAUCGCGAGUGAGCGUUCGCCAUAGCCUUCCUGUGACACCGCGUUUGUCACGUCAGCAAUCAGUCGAGUCAUACAGGAAUGGUACUAUGCCGACAGAGCCGUGGAUGGCCGAGUCUGAGUCCUCGCCGCGCGUGGCGACGCCUUGCGAGGACGACUAUCUGUCAAUCGGCGCUUUCAAGCUCGGGUCGCUACGCAUUACCAAUGGUUUCCCGAGCCCCGUCACUCCGGACGUUGAUGAAAACCGUGAUGAGAAUGACGGCAGCGAAUCCCGUCCUGCGGCUGUGCAGGAGGGGUAUUUCACGAAACCGCAGAACUCGGAGAGCGACAUCACUCCUGGUGCAGCGACUCGGAAUGACAUGGCCUCUCCCAAAGUAGUUUCCGAGAUAAGCCAUAGUCCGUCCUCGGCGCCAACAACUCAAGAGCGACUCGCAAGCCAGGGGCUCCAGACGACAUCUAAGACUACCGCGCUAGACGAUCAGCUGUUCAAUGACGAUGCGCAGCCAGAGUACUCCUCUGUCGAGGUCUUGGACGUUCGCCCGGAUCCAAAUGCGAAGCCACCGCAUGCGCAACUUGCGCGCAGUAUCGACUCCAGUGUAAAAAGGGCUGACAGCGGCUUCGUAAGCAUGGGGAGGCCGUCUUCUGAAGGUUGCUGCAAACCUCUGGCCAAAGCGGAUUCUGGGUACAGUUCUAAUGUGUCCCUCCGCUCAUUUCAAGCCAAAGCGCAGGGUGUUGAGAAUCAGUCGAACGCCUCCCCGUUGGAGAAACAGUUCUCACGACCAUCGAACAAGAGGGCUGAAGACCAAGUUGGCUCGGAAACUCAGGAGUCUCCCGGCCGGCUUGAUGUGCUCCGUCCUACAAGUCUUGAAAUCGAGGCCCCUCCGCCACCCGUGCCCCCAAAAAAUAUCGCUCGGCCCUCGUUCGAUUCUCGGCCCCGGCUUGACAGUACUACAAAAAGCGUCCGAGCUCACGACUUAAGCGGGGGAGAGAGGUCGAAAACGCCCAACGCAGUCAAGUAUGUGCCAAAACCUACCGUCACCGUCCUCCCCGACAGUGAAUGGCCAAUGCCGCUUGGACCUGAAGCGUGGGGCCCAGAAAGCGUCAGCUCAUCUGCCUCUGGCAAGCUGAGCUCUCCGCGGAGCACCACCGGCGGGGUUCAGAAACCCGGCCGGCUACAGCGGUUUUUGGGCGGGGCCCGUCGAGCCACCAUAAGUACGCCCGCGGUUGGCACCCUGCACGCUUUCGAACAUGACUGCAUUCCGCCUGUACCCAGGGAGGCCGAGCAGAAGCUACGAGGACGGCCAUCUCGCGUUCACUCGACACCGAAGAGGCCGGCACCUCGGUCACGCCCUAGCUUGGAUACAUUGAAGACGAUUUUUAGCGUGGGAAGCAUCGAAGCAAGUCUGGACGCCGUCAACACAAUGCAUGCCAAACCCGCCGCAUCCGGUUCGGAGAACAAGGAGGGUGCCUGGAAACAGGGCUUGCAGUCCGUUCCGGCUUCCCUCGCCAACAUCGCGGGACACGUUAUCCCGAGGAGGACGAGAGUUGGGAAAUCCGUUCUUGUCCGUCAGGGGGAAACGGCGCAAGAUUCGCAAGGAAGCAAAAUCGGAAGCAAGAAUGUUACCCGCGGCGACCUGCCCCGGGUGGGCAUCAGUGCACCCGUCUCUCCCCCGAAGUCGGAGUCGGGGAAGAGAACUAUGAGCCUCACGUUCGAGGGCGAGCGGGCGAUGGCGCCGAGCCGCCGUACGUUUGACGCUAACUCUACCCGCCCUCCUCCUCCGGGCCUUCCCUCCCCAGCGCUCCCCAGUCCAAUCGCCAAGGCGAUGUCAGCCGAGAGUAACAACAGGGCGCCGGAGACUGCCCACUCAAUCAGAAGGCCACAGAUACUUCGCGUGCCUCCCAGUCUCAGCCGGAAAGCGAGUCGCGAGAGUCUCCAGAGUAAUUCGGCUUCACAUCCAUCCCUUGCGAGGCAAACUAGCAUGAGCAGCAUACGAAGCUACCACUCGAGCCAAGUUAGUGUAGGAUACAGCUCUACAUACUUGAGGACGCAGAGUCUAGUGUCCAUGGACCCCCGCAGGUUUCGGUCAUUCCGGCAAUACAGUCUUGAAACAUCCCCCUAUAAUUCACCCACUAGGGAGGUUCAUGGCAACUUCGCCCGCGGUACCUCCCAGGCGCUCGCAGGCAAUGAGGGUCGGCGCAACUCCAUCUCCUCAGUCCGAAGCGAAGGCGUCUACCGGCCAGCGGAUGUCCACGGAUGGCACAUCCGGGUGCCGCAGCCGCCGUUACGACACCGGACAAGCUUUGAAGGAUAUCAUGGCUAUCAGCAGUGGUACCCUCAACAUGGAUAUCCUCCAUCCAUGUCCAACGGCUACACAGCACCCGCCAAGACGGGUUACGACCCCCGCAGCAGAGGACAGGUUAUUGCCGCCGCUACUUGGAGCCGAAGUCAGUUCGAUGCCGCUGCAGGACAGUGGUACCAGGGCCAGAGCCCGCAGUUUUACCCGCUGGGUCAUUCCCGGAGCCGCAGCAUGGGAAGUCAGGCCGGUCAGGGGCCGAAUCCGCCAUACCGCGUGCUACACAGUUACAACUCUCCUGCAUACCGCAACGCCCCGAUCUGGGGCUAGAUACAGCAGCGUCGAGAUUGUUAGCUCGGCAUGGCUCGACGAGGUCAGCUUGACAACGUUGUCAACAUCCCUUCCACCACCGUUCUGAUCUCGCACUUUUUUUCAUCAUCAGCAACAACUUCUCGGGUGUUAUCACAACCCUAUUCACACCUGCCAACCACGGCCAUUUUCCUAACGUUCAAUACCCCGCCGAGCCGAGGGGCCGGUAG
Messenger RNA from Thermothelomyces thermophilus ATCC 42464, 3672 nucleotides. RefSeq lists its product as uncharacterized. NCBI's taxonomy places the organism in Eukaryota, Fungi, Ascomycota, Sordariomycetes, Sordariales, Chaetomiaceae. The record is from RefSeq and is a predicted model, not a curated record. Bases 89 to 3463 code for a protein of 1124 amino acids. The transcript has 2 exons.